Andrographis paniculata is the source of this 894-nucleotide messenger RNA. RefSeq lists its product as uncharacterized. NCBI's taxonomy places the organism in Eukaryota, Viridiplantae, Streptophyta, Magnoliopsida, Lamiales, Acanthaceae. Bases 172 to 495 code for a protein of 107 amino acids. The record is from RefSeq and is a predicted model, not a curated record. The transcript has a single exon.
CUGUCUACAGUGUGUGACUAUGAGGGGAGGCUGAGCAUCUCCCACAGCCACAAUGGCCAAAGCUUAAACAAGGGUGAGGGUGAGGACAGAAGAGCGCAUUAAAUUCCACCCACCACUUCCACGUCCCGAAAUCCACCGACACCGCCCAAACCUCAUGAUCUAGAAAUUUCCAUGGCGAUUUCCGACGCCGUCGUCGCCAAUUUCACCAUUAUCUACCUCCUCGUCAUAGUCGCGAUGAAGGCUUAUGGACUGGCGGUAGGGCAGAGCUUCAGCGGCGCCUGCGUUCUCAUCUCCUCCACCGCCGUCGUCGCCGCUAUCCUCGUCGCCAGCCUCACUUGGGACGUCUCGAGGAAGGCCACGCACGCGCUGCUCUCCGCGCGCGACCACCACGGCCACGAGAUGUGCCGCGGUGGAAUCUGCUGGCACGGCGUCGCCGUCAAGUCGCCUGCAAGUCAGGUCCGAUUUCGCCUCCCUCACCACCACAAUAAUGCCUGACAUACGAAAAUUACCCCCAAACUCUCCCCCAAAUACAUCAAACCUUCCAUGUUUAAUUGGAAGAUUAUCCGAACAACAGCGCAGUUCGAUGAUCGGAUUUGGAUUCAUGGAGUAAAUUCAGAAUAGAAUUUCUUCAUCUGCAUUCACACUGCCUUGUUGAAAAGGGGAAAGCCCUAUCUUCUCCUUCAAGUCAAAGACACAUAGAAAUGUCUCUUCUCUGAAAUUUAUUUUUCCUUUGUAUCAAUUUUUACCUUAAAACAGUAACAAUCUUCCCUAUCUCUUCCUCUGUAAUUACUCAUAUAUCAAAAUUUCAUUGUGUGUAAGUGUAAUCCAUAUAAAGCUUUUUGCAUCGUCUCUGUGCAUACAUAUGAAAUCAAUAAAACGCUCUGUACUCAAUUC